GUGCUGUUCCUCCAUAGGCUCUCAGACCGGCGGCACGAGGACAUGGGUAUGGGGUGCACUCCCGCGCUGCUCCUGCUCCUGUCCGCACUGCUGCUCCCCGUCCCACUCCGAGGCCAGCCGGAGGAGGACCCGGGUGCCCCCGCGGAGAACAGGGACGUGGGCAAGGCCAUCCUGGAGAUGCUGCACAUCAACAAACUGUCGACGCCCCAUCGCGCCAGGCCACACCCCUACAUGAAGCAGGUCUACCUCUUCCUGGGGUCACAGGAGGCCCAGGACCAGGCCAGCUCUGACGGGACAAUGGUGCAAAGCUUCCGGAGCAUUAAGGCAGGCUGGAAGCACGGAACGCCGGGCUGGAUCUGGUUCAAUGUUUCGCAUCUGAAGCCCUCCGUGGUCCUGGCAGAGCUGGUCCUGCUUCGGAAGACGCUGCACCCGGAGCCUCUCAGCGUGAGCGUGACGGUACACAGCGUCUCCCUGCGCGUGGGGAACCUGACGGUCAGCGAGCCCCUGGAAGAGAAGCUGCUCACCCUGGACCGGCUGCCCCCGUCCGGCUACGACGUCUUCAACGUGACGGCGGCGCUAGCGCGUCGAGCCGACGGCGGGGCGGUGGGCUUCCAGCUGCGCUACACGGACGAGAGCGGGAGCCUGGUGCUGCACGAGGCUCUGACGCAGAGCCUGUACUGCCUGGACGCCAGUUCCCAGAGCGAGCCGCUGCUGGUGGCGUACCAGGCGCGGCGGGGCCUCCACCGGGCCGCCACUGGCGGUGCUGAAUGCUGGCAGCGGCAGCACUUCAGCGCCAGCCGCAAAAGGCACCUGCCGCCGUUGCCGUUGCCGUCGCCGCCUCCGGCUCACCAGCCCACUCGGUGCCGGCUCCACCAUCGCUACGUCGACUUCCACGCUGGCCGCCUGGCCAACUGGAUACUAGAGCCCGUGGGGUUCAGCAGCAGCUUCUGCAGAGGAACCUGUGACAUUGGAAACACAACUGAAUCCACCACAGAAGACAGGCACAAUGCAAGGCACUCAGGAGAUGGGCCUGGCUGUUUCCCACAGGAACUAUCAUCUCUGACAGUUAUGUACAGGACUGACACGGGCAACAUUGUCAUCAAGACACUCAGGAACAUGAGGGCAGAGAGCUGUGUGUGCCGACCCAGUGAUCCACGAUAAUAGCUCUAUACACGCAUGAGUGCACAGACAUGAACAUAUACAGUAGUGCACAAUUAGAAGGCAGGGAAAAUCUGAGUGGUUAAGAUAUGAUGUCAUACAAAAAGGUUAAAAGGUUUAUAAGUCAGAAAAUUCCAAAAUAAAUGUGCGUGCACGCGUGUGUUCAAAUGAAGCAUAAAUUCAGUGCUUUACACAAAUAAAAUAUGUUUAACUAUCUAUGUUUAGCCACAAGGUGGCAUGAGAGAGCAGUAUUUUGGAAUAUCCACUGAAUGACAAAAAUCCAGGCCAGUGGCAUUUCAGACGGAAUAGGAAACCUUACGUAAGUAUCACAGUAUUCAAAUCUCCACAAGCAGCAUUCCAAACGGAGGUAUAACAGCACAACGGGUACUAUAUCAUUUAAGGAAAAGAAAGUGACAUUGCUGAUAAAAAUUAAAAGGAAUUAGUCGCUUGUGCGCAUAGAAUAUAUUCGACCAGGUUGAACGUUUUACCUUGAUUCUUUUAUGUAAGUUUAAAAAAAGUUAAAUGAUUGAAUAAUAUUGCAGCUAAGAAUGUGGUGCACGGUAUCUGUAUGGGUAUUUUAAGCCUUUUGAUAUCUGCAGAGUAGGCCUACGCUAAAAUCCCCUAACUUCAUAAGAUGAAAUAAAUACAAAUAAUGUAUAUAUUGCUUGUGUUCAUGAAAAAAUAAAGAGAAACAUUAAUAAUUAAA
Molecule: messenger RNA, 1864 nt
Organism: Anguilla rostrata (American eel)
Lineage: Eukaryota; Metazoa; Chordata; Actinopteri; Anguilliformes; Anguillidae
Product: bone morphogenetic protein 2
Exons: 4
Coding region: 43-1161 (372 amino acids)
Biological process (GO): BMP signaling pathway
Cellular component (GO): extracellular region
Molecular function (GO): cytokine activity; growth factor activity
Source: RefSeq, a predicted model, not a curated record